GCGAAUCAAUUCAAAGGUUGGCGUGCAGAAGCAUGACUGUCAGUAUCGCCGUGUCACAGCUGGGGCUGCAGACUGAGCAUUGUUAAAGUCAAAAAGCAGGAAGAGACUGAAUAUUACAGGAAAACAUGUCGAAACCGGACAGUACCAAGCGACAGCCCGUCACCGGGACUGGGCGCUUCAUCAGCGGCGUAGUAGAAGGCUUUUAUGGGCGGCCGUGGACUAUGGAGCAAAGAACAGAGCUGUUUAAGAGGGAACAGAAGUGGGGUUUGAACACAUACCUGUACGCCCCCAAGGAUGAUUACAAACACAGGAUGUACUGGAGAGACUUGUACGCUGCUGAGGAGGCCGAACAACUAAUGAGCCUGAUAUCAGCAGCGAAACAGCACGACGUCGAGUUCGUCUAUGCAAUCUCACCCGGUCUGGACAUUACUUUCUCCAACCCUAAAGAAGUAGCUGCCCUGAAGAGGAAACUAGAUCAGGUCAAGGAGUUUGGCUGCAGGUCUUUCUCUUUACUCUUUGACGACAUCGAGACUGAGAUGUGUCCAGCUGACAAGCAGGCUUUCAGCUCCUUCGCCCACGCUCAGGUGGCCAUCACUAACGAGGUGUACAUGCACUUAGGAGAGCCCGAAGUCUUCCUCUUCUGUCCUACAGAUUACUGUGCUGCCUUCUGUACGCCCAGUGUAACCCAGUCCUCGUACCUGAACACGGUGGGAGAGAAGCUCCUGCCUGGCAUUGACGUACUGUGGACUGGUCCAAAGGUAGUAUCCCACAAAAUCUCAGUUGAAUCCAUAGAGGAGGUAUCCUCAGUCCUGAAGAGGGCACCAGUCAUCUGGGACAACAUUCAUGCCAAUGAUUAUGAUCCCCAAAGGCUUUUCCUUGGACCCUAUAAGGAUAGACCCACUGAUCUGAUCCCAAAACUGAAAGGAGUGCUCACAAAUCCCAACUGUGAGUUUUACCCAAACUUCGUGGCCAUUCACACUCUGGCAACAUGGUGUAAAGCACCUGCCGAAGGAGCACCGAGGGAUGUGGAGAUGGGUGAUGAAGAGCAGGAUCCUUGCUACAGCCCACAGAAAGCCCUGAAUCUGGCCCUCACUGACUGGCUGGAGGAGUUCAUGAGCACAGAUCAACCAGGAGGCCCUUGUCAUCCUCGCCUGAAGAAAGAGUCAUCAGAAGAGGAGCCCAUGCAGACAGACAUGGGUGAGAGCCCCUACAUUCCUGGUGCCGGGGAGAACCCAUUGUACACAGCUGAGCCUCUGACCCUGGAUGACCUGAAGCUGCUGUCAGACCUCUUCUACCUGCCCUACGAACACGGUACCACAGCCAGGGCCAUGCUGCAGGAGCUGGACUGGCUCAAAAACCAAAGUCAGGCAGCAGCUGCAGAGACAGACAAGGUAGUAUUUAUAUUUAUAUACAAACACAGAUCAUUUUUCUACAUGUUGUCCUCCUACAGCUGUUUUCUGUUUUUUCAGACAGCAGAGUGGUGCUCAAGAGCCCAGCAGUUCGAUAACAUGUGUGAGGCAGUGGUGCAGAUGUUCAACCGCCUGUCAAAUGCCCCGAACCGCAGCAUCCUGUACGACCUGUACAACUACAUCUGUGACAUCAAGAGUGGGGUCGGUCUGGCUCGAGCCUACGUGAAAACACUAGGAGGCCACAGCCAACCCUCAGCCCAGUUAUUGAACGAUGAUCCUGAACCUUGGGGCUUCAGAGGAGGCCUGUCUGGAGAAUUCCAGAGAAUGCUGCCAGGACAUGGAAACAGAGACCUGUUCAGACAUCCUCCCAUGACAGCAGUUUACUGCAUACGACCCUACUGCCCUGAGGACAAGCCAGAGGUAGAAAGGAUUUUCAGGGAGAUGCAGAAAGCAGGAGAAGGCCACUCUGCCUUGAUGGCUCAGUCUCCACUUAUCAGCGACAGCCUGUCAGCAGGUGAAAUCUCUCCUUCCCCUCUCUGUGGUCUUAUCCUGGAGGAUGACCUCGGGCUGUGUGGCUAUGCACUGGCCCUCACUGAUGCCAAACCAGCUGCAGCCAAGAUCCAGAGGGCAGUAAGUGGUUCAGUGUUUGAAGAGUUCCCCUCAGUGAUUGCUCUGGAAAUGCUCCCUCGGGUCACUGAUCCUUCUCCAGCCAAGCGCAUGAUUGGUCAGCUGUUGUCCUCCAUCAGGAGCAGUGGGUCCAGAGGAGCCUUUUGUGAGUUGAGGCAGAGCAAUCGGAGGAUGCUCGACUUUUAUUCCAAACUGGGCUCCUUCAAACUCGUACAGACGGACGGGCUACCGCAAGACAUCCUUGUAAUGGCAACGAGCCUGUGAAAAAGACUGCUCAUGAGUACUUUCCUCAGGUUUGAAAUGAGGAGAUAAACAUCUGCUAUGUGACCAAUCGCUAACUUUGGAGCAUGUUAAACUGAUUCAAAAUGUUUUCACGUUAGGCGGUUAAUCGGUGUGAUCCUGCACCCAUUGCCAAGUCUUUGAAAGGCCUGAUUAAAUCUGAAUACGAACUAAUGUAUAGUGAAAAGUGUAAUGCGUUACUAUAGAUUUUGUAGACAUGAAACUGUAAAAUGUAUAGGUAUUUUUUAGAUGAAUUUGUUGAUUUAAUCAAGUUAAAUAAAUGCAACGAAAUACCACAGCAAAUGCAA
Molecule: messenger RNA, 2623 nt
Organism: Neolamprologus brichardi
Lineage: Eukaryota; Metazoa; Chordata; Actinopteri; Cichliformes; Cichlidae
Source: RefSeq, a predicted model, not a curated record